Molecule: messenger RNA, 2575 nt
Organism: Corythoichthys intestinalis (scribbled pipefish)
Lineage: Eukaryota; Metazoa; Chordata; Actinopteri; Syngnathiformes; Syngnathidae
Gene: b4galnt1b
Product: beta-1,4-N-acetyl-galactosaminyl transferase 1b
Exons: 11
Coding region: 297-1925 (542 amino acids)
Biological process (GO): ganglioside biosynthetic process
Cellular component (GO): Golgi membrane
Molecular function (GO): acetylgalactosaminyltransferase activity
Source: RefSeq, a predicted model, not a curated record
GCAGAACUAUCGAAUGCUUUUUGACGCCGUAGUCGCUUCGCCGUCACUGGAACGCAGUAGCAUAAAGGCAUUGAGUUACGCCGGUACGCAGUGUGAGCGCACAUACCUCAGCGUCCGCGUCUAGGAGGGGGUGAAGUCGGAGGAGGGUCCAUCAAGAGGCGCGUCCUCCUAGAUAAAAGCACAGACGGUCACAGGAAAAUCGGCUGCGAGGAGCCUAUGAAUUAAGAAGCGGCAGACUUCACUCCACGUUUCCUGGAAAUGCAGAUUUCAACAGAGAGAGCCCUUUUCCUGACUGGAUGAACAGAUUGUCAGGUGUGAGGAUGCGCUCCCUUCGGAAAACGGUGUUGCUCAGCAUCCUUGUGUCAGUGGUUCUGGUCCUGGCUCUCAUCCACACGUGGCCCACCCGGGCCUACACCACAAUAGAGGUCUGGCAACGGCCAGGCCUUGUUUUAGACAGGAAUCUAGAGGAUCGACUCCUGGAACCAGAUCCCCAGUUAAGCACCAUCCCCUUUCAUGUGCGAGAGAGUGUGGCAGGCUUGUUGGCGCGCAACGGAUGCGUGUGUGAGAGCGAAGGAGUGACUCUGCCUAUCCUCCAAAUCUUAAAAUCACGUGUGUCAGCUCAAUCGCUGAACAAGGCCUUCCAGGCCAGUGAACUGGAGGAGUUGAAGAAGAGACGAGACAAGGAGUUCAAGAGCUUCCAGAAAAGGUUACAGACACCUGGAGAUAUGCUCAUCAUUGCAGAGGCAAACAACCCACUACAGUAUCCAACCCAGGGCGUGGAAACGCGGCCCCUAAAAACAAUCCUUAUCCCAGGAUUGGCCUUACAGGACCAUCCGAGAGACCACUACUCGAUAAAUCUCACGGCCACGAUGGGGACGCUGAAUGUUGCCGCAGAAGUGGACGGUGUAAAAAUCCAAGGUGAUGGUGAAAUGCGCAUGACGCUGUCAAGCAGCCACUUGGGAAAACUGAACCGACAACUGCAGUUUGUCACCUACACAAACACACUGUUCCACCCCAAUACAGCAGACACAGUGCACUUUGAGACAGAGGGCCACCAAGCCAACUUCAUCAUUAAGAUCCGUCACGGUUUAACACCAAAACUGUAUAACACAGGGACGGAAGGAGAGUACAACAUCAGUGCUCUGGUCACCAUAGCAACCAAAACAUUUCUACGCUACGACAAGCUUCAAAAUCUGAUCGACAGCGUGAGGAAAUACUAUCCGACCGUCACGAUUAUCAUUGCUGAUGACAGUCAAAAUCCCAAGAGCAUCUCAGGGCCUCACAUUGAACAUUACAUCAUGCCUUCUGGAAAGGGCUGGUUUGCUGGUCGGAACCUGGCCAUUUCCCAGGUGACCACCAAGUAUGUCCUGUGGGUGGACGAUGACUUUAUCUUCACCAGCAAGACAAAGGUGGAGAAACUUGUGGAUGUUUUAGAGAAGACCACUUUGGACCUGGUGGGAGGUGCAGUACAGGAGGUCACAAGGUAUACCGCCACCUUCAGGCAGACCAUAUCCAUUGAGCCGGGGGAGGCGGAUGGGGACUGUUUGCACAUCAGGAAAGGCUUCCAUCACGUCAUCCAAGGUUUCCCUAAUUGCGUGGUGACCGAUGGAGUGAUUAACUUCUUCCUAGCUCGAACUGACAAAGUCCAGCAGGUUGGCUUUGACCCUCGCCUCAACAGGGUAGCCCACCUGGAGUUUUUCAUUGACGGCCUGGGAACGCUCCAUGUGGGCUCUUGUGACGACGUCAUCGUCAGUCAUGCAAGUAAAAUCAAGUUCCCCUGGGCCAGUGCAUCAGAGAGCGACAAAGCCUAUGCCAAAUUUCGUUACCAGCCAGCCUCAUCUGACUCUUUGCACAGCAAUUUCGGCCUAUUUUACUUCAAGAACAGAUUUCAGUGUUUCACUCGGGGUAUAUCUCGUAUAUUCUGAUUUGCCAAAGAGGACACAAGUUUGGCGGAUGAUUUGCCUAUAACUUUUUUUUUUUUUUGGUGCCAUGGAACGGAUUGAUCGUGUCUCUACCUACACAGUACAAACCAAACAGUAUAAACAAGUAUUUUUGUUUACAAAGACCAAAGUGAGCCUUGACAAUUUCCAGGUGGCCCACAUUAUGGUUUUGACUGGUCGAAGGGACGCCUCCCACAAAAUGACAAUCCUGUAAAAUACACAGUGCGGAGGGAGGAACCCUUUCUACUACAACGCCACGAAAGGGGCACAAUGCAAACAUGAGCUACUUAGUAUUGUCACUGGUUUGGCUUUGAAAUGUUUAUUUUUGCUAGCCUUCUUAACACUGUUUUUCCUGUUUGUGAACAUGUCUUAAGUCCAUCAUCUCGUCUGCCUGGAAAUGUGUGAAAGCUGAUCUGGUAGUGUAUGGGGGUGUGUGCGCGUGGAUGUGUUAUGAGGGGCCUUCAGGGGCAUAAUUCACCGUACACACUAUUGAAAUGCUCCCAUACAUGUGAUUGAACUUUUUUUCCCUGAUCAUAUUGACAAGUGAUACAAUUUAUACAGUCAUAAAAUACAGUACUACUCAAAAAUUACAAUAUCAAGUAAAAGUUGUUUUAUUUUGGAGAUUUAACACAAAA